Molecule: messenger RNA, 747 nt
Organism: Setaria italica (foxtail millet)
Lineage: Eukaryota; Viridiplantae; Streptophyta; Magnoliopsida; Poales; Poaceae
Exons: 4
Coding region: 1-747 (248 amino acids)
Biological process (GO): cell surface receptor signaling pathway
Source: RefSeq, a predicted model, not a curated record
AUGGCUGAACUGGUAAAGCAGGCCAUCGACACCGUGUUCGAGAUCAAGGACGUGGUACUGAAGUUUAAAAGGAACAAUGAGGAAUGCGCCAGGAUUUGUGAAACUGUGGAGACACUGAUCGAGGACCUGAGUGUGCUCCAAGAGACGUCAAAACUGUGGCACCCGAGCGUGCGUGCCGCGAUGCAGCGUCUCAAUAAUACCCUCGUGGAAACAGAAAGGAAAGUUAAGGGAUGCCAGAAUAUUAAUGCCGUGUAUCGAAUCUUCUUCCUGACCGGUCACAUAGCCUCCAAGCUGGAUAAGCUGAGAAAAGAUAUACAUGAGAAAAUGCUUUCUGCACUUCUUCUUACCAGCAUGAGUACCAUCUCAGGGAUGCAAAAUAAUGCGAGGCAAGAUGAUAUAGAAUCACUGAGGCAGGAAAUGAGGCAGGACAGGAGAGAAAGGAGAAAAGAUGUCGCUGCCUUAAAGCACUUGUUGGGUAUCAGCGACAAUGCUUGCAAUGAAAACAGAACAAGGGAAGCGGUAGCAGAUGGUGCCACAACUGGGUUAAGACAGUACAGUAGGUGGUCAGACUUGGUGGCCGCAGCAAACAAUAGUAUUAGUAUUAUUCAUGAGAGAAAAGGUAGCUCCACUUCUAUCUACAAGAAAUAUUAUAACAUGUCCAUCAUUACAUUAGUAUUAUCAUCAUCAUUUUCAUCAAAGCCAACUGACGAACUACUGGUGACAACUGAUCCACAACAGGUGUCAUGA